Molecule: messenger RNA, 1244 nt
Organism: Phymastichus coffea
Lineage: Eukaryota; Metazoa; Arthropoda; Insecta; Hymenoptera; Eulophidae
Product: odorant receptor 4-like
Exons: 5
Coding region: 1-1152 (383 amino acids)
Biological process (GO): detection of chemical stimulus involved in sensory perception of smell; sensory perception of smell
Cellular component (GO): plasma membrane
Molecular function (GO): olfactory receptor activity; odorant binding
Source: RefSeq, a predicted model, not a curated record
AUGUUCACAGGUCCAUUUCUACUGUUGAUCCUAAAUGGAUCGUGGAGGCCAAACAAAUGGAACUCUAAAGUUUUAAUUCGACUCUACGAUUUUUACACAAUAAUUGCCUAUACUAUAUUUUACACAUUUGUGGCAACUUUGGUAAUUGGCGUUAUAGUUGCGGAAAAUAGUCAACUAGCUAUAGAAUUAAUGAUUCAACUACUCAACGAAAUCAACGUUUCGUGGAAGAAUUUCACAUUUAAAUUAAAGCGAAAGAAAGUAAUACGCUUCAUGAAUUUAUUUUUCGAUGGCCUAACUUUACCUCAAACCCCUCAGGAAGAAAAUAUACAGCAGAAAUUUGACAGUGAAUCCAGAAACAAUACGUGGAAGUUAGGUGUAAUUUACUCGAUAUCGGUGAUAACUUACGUAUACAUGCCAUUUUUCAUAUCGGAUAUCGAAAACAGAGUACUUGUUACCGAUAGCUGGUUACCAUAUUCACUUGAUAACGUUAAUUAUUACUAUGGGACGUAUCUCCAUCAAGCCGUUGCGGUGACAAUAGCCGCACUUGGUAAUGGUGCAACGGAAGUUUUAGUCAGCGGAUUCAUGAUACAAAUUUGUGCACAAUUUGAGAUACUUGAAGAGCGAUUCAGACAAUUACCGCAAACUCUGAAUAAAAUGAAAGAAAACCACGAGUCGGAGAGUAUAAUUUUGUCAGCUGAGAAAAUAUUGAUGAUAAGAUUAAUUAAGCACCACUUACGCAUUUUCGAGAUGGCAAAAACAUUGAACGACAUUUACGUUUUUGUUAUUUUCUUUCAAUUCGUUUCGAGCAUAUUCGUUUUGUGCGUAUGCACAUACACCCUCGCCGUUUUGAAAACAGUCAACAGCGCCUUUAUAACAGUACUGCUAUUUUUAUCGUGUAUGUUACUGCAGAUUUUCUUGUACACCUGGUACGGCAAUGAGAUCACUUUGCGGAGCGUCGACUUAGGAAGCAACAUACUUCUUUGCGACUGGAGGUCAUUGAGCUGCAGAGGAAUAAAAGACUUGAUGUUUAUAUAUGAAAGAACGAAGAAACCGAUUCUAUUGAGCAGUGGAUACGUCAUUACACUAUCGAACGUCGCAUUCACAAGUAUUGUUAAAACGUCUUACUCAGUCUUCAAUGUUCUUUCUGCGUAGAUUACAAUGGCGAAGGACAAGACAUUCUACUAAGACCAGUUAAAUAAGCUUUAUAAUAAAAAUAAUAAUUUCGAUGUUUGAUAUUAAACUCU